GGAGAGAAUGUAUGAUCAACUUUAUUCAAAUUAUUCAAGCAACAAAUAUAUUUACAACAAAUGCCCAGACGAAUUUAUUCAAUCUUUUUGUUCAGUUCCCCAUGCAAACGACUUUGAAUGGGUAUCAGCAAGAUUUUCACCACAUUCUCAACAGGAACACAUUUUUGUUUUGGGAAAUGAAAUGGGAUCUAUUGCUUUAUUCGACGCAAAAGAAGAUUUAGAUAAAUAUAAAUUUAUUAGAAGAGGUAGUCGUAUUCAUAGCGUCAUUUUGGAUUUUUGCUUUUUACCUGAAAUUCCAGAAUGGUUAAUUGCUUUAUCAGGCAAAUCACACAUUCAUUUAAUUGAUAUUACAAAUGGAAAGCCAAUUUCUUGUCUUGUUGGGCAUUCAUGUUCUGUUAGAUGUGCCAGUGUUUGUCCUGGAAAUCCAAUUUCUGGCUCUCGUGAUGGUUCAAUCCUUGGAUGGGAUUUGCGCUCCCCUCCUUAUGAGCAAAUAACAAUUGAUGGCUCCGAAUGGGGAGCUUUAGCUCCAUCAAGAACUUUUGCAUUUGCGCAUGAAUCUCCUGGAGGUUUUUUUUCUAGCUUUUUUAGAAGGGCUGGUGGUAAUACUUUGAAGAGCUAUCCUUUUUUCUUUCCUAUUUCUCCGUUUUUUGGUAAUAAAAAGGUAAUACUUGGUUACGUCUUUAUAAAACUUUUUGUACAAACUUUUGACAGUCAUCUGAUAAUUGCCUUAUGCUUAUUGCAUUUUGGAGAGAAUUAUGUCAUUUCUUCAUCCUCCUCCGCUUCAAGCGGGAUUCGAAUUUGGGAUUUGCGUUAUAUUACUGGUGCUGCUUUAAGAACACUCAAAGUUCCACAAGAAGAAGGAGGAAAAGAGCCGGGAAUAGCGUCAAUGUGUUGGGAUCGCUUUAAUUCUUCAUUCUUUGCUUCCUGUACAGAUGAUAAAAUACAUGAAUUUUUGCCGGUAUCUAGCUGUGAUUUACCAGUACGCUCCUUAAAUGGACAUGGUAUUGAUUCAUUCUACGUCCAAUGUGCCACAUCUUCCAUUUCCGAUCAUUUAAUUUGUGGCUCAUCUCGAAAUAGAGCGUACGUUUGGGAUUUACAGGAAAGUCGUAACUACCGGCAAAACCUUUUUAAAAGUUCAAAUAAAAGUUUUCUUCCAAAUCCAAAAUUUGCAUUGGAAGGAAAUGAAUUCGAGUUUGAAUGUGUUCAAUGGAGUCAAAGCGGAAAAUACUUUCUUACUCUUGGUCGCGAUUAUAUUCGGAUUUGGUCCAAUAAUGAAAGAACGGACAAUGAAUAUUCAAAGGAGACUUCUAGUAAAACUGGAAUUCCAAUCAAAUUUGAUUACCCAACUUUGUUACCGCCAAUACAAAAUGAGAAUAUGUUGGACAAUCAAACAAUAAAUGAAAUAAAGUGUUCUUUGAAGCUAACAAAUUUUGAUGGAAGAAGGUUUUUAUUUUAA
Molecule: messenger RNA, 1456 nt
Organism: Meloidogyne enterolobii
Lineage: Eukaryota; Metazoa; Nematoda; Chromadorea; Rhabditida; Meloidogynidae
Source: the annotation of a GenBank genome assembly